Messenger RNA from Lasiodiplodia theobromae, 1158 nucleotides. Its product is annotated as Purine catabolism protein. The record is from RefSeq and is a predicted model, not a curated record. The transcript has 3 exons. Gene Ontology annotation, cellular component: peroxisome. Lineage: Eukaryota; Fungi; Ascomycota; Dothideomycetes; Botryosphaeriales; Botryosphaeriaceae. Gene Ontology annotation, molecular function: L-serine:pyruvate transaminase activity; L-alanine:glyoxylate transaminase activity. Bases 1 to 1158 code for a protein of 385 amino acids.
AUGUCUACCCAAGAAGAGCACCCCACCCUGCUCAUUCCCGGGCCCAUCGAGUUCGAUGAUGCCGUCCUUCAGGCGAUGAGUCACUACAGUGAGUCGCACGUCGGCGCUGCCUUCGUCUCAGUCUUCGGCGAGACCCUCUCGAUGCUCCGGAAGCUGUUCCAAACCUCCAACCCCGCAUCUCAGCCUUUCGUUAUCUCGGGCUCGGGAACAUUAGGAUGGGACCAGGUCGCGGCCAAUCUUACGGAGCCGGGCGAUGAGGUGCUCGUUCUCCACACCGGGUACUUUGCCGAUUCGUUCGCCGACUGCUUUGACACCUACGGCGCCAAGCCCACUCAGCUGAAGGCUCCCAUUGGCGAUCGUCCCCAGCAGGAUGCCGUCGAGAAGGCUCUUAAGGAGAAGAAAUACAAGCUGAUUACUGUCACUCACGUCGACACCUCUACCGGUGUCCUCAGCGACAUCAAGUCCCUGGCCGAGCUCGUCCACCGCGUCAGCCCCGAGACUCUGAUCGUCGUUGAUGGUGUGUGCAGUGUUGGCUCGGAGGAGAUCCGCUUCGACGACUGGGGUAUUGAUGUGGUUCUCACGGCCAGCCAGAAGGCCAUCGGCUGCCCUGCCGGUCUGAGCAUCGUCAUGGCUUCCGGCCGCGCCAUUGAGACCUUCAAGGCCAGGAAGACCAAGCCCGCCUCUUACUUCGGCUCGUGGAAGAACUGGCUGCCCAUUAUGCAAAACUAUGAGGCAAAGAAGGCCUCCUACUUCGCCACUCCUUCCCCUCAGCUCGUCCGCGCCCUCCACACCUCUCUUACCCAGAUCCUCGCCUCUCCUCUGGAUGAGCGUUUCGCUCGCCACAAGGAGGUCUCGCAGAAGAUCAAGCAGACGAUUACCUCUCUUGGUCUGAAGCAGCUCGCUGAGAAGCCUGAGAACCAGGCCAACGGCAUGACAGCCAUCUACCUGCCCGAGGGCAUUGCCGCAGCCCAGAUCCUGCCCAACCUUCUGCAGAAGAAGGUCAUUUUCGCUGGUGGUCUCCACAAGGAGAUCGCCUCCAAGUACAUCAGAUUCGGCCACAUGGGUGUCAGCGUGAUGGACCCCAGGAAAAAUGACAUUGAUCGCGCCCUCGACGCGCUGAAGUCGGGUCUCUCGGAGGCUGGCUACCAGGCGCCCUAA